CCGGGGGCAGCGGGCAGGGGGCGGGCAGCGAUCGUGCGCCCCCCGACGAGGGACGGGGCCGGGGCUCCGGUGGCGGCGCCUCCCCCGGGCAGCUCCGCGGGCCGCGCCCGCCGCCGGGCGAUGGUGGCGGCGGCGGAGGCGGCAGCAGCAACUUCCCGCUGAGGGGCCGGCGGAGGAGCGGAAAUUUGGGGGGGGAAGGCAAAAAAAACAAACAAAAAAAAAAAGAACCGAGAGAACUUCCCCCUGCGCCGCGCUGCGCCGCGCUCCGGCUGAAAGAUGUCUGAGACCGCUGCCCAGUGUUGCAUUAAGCAGGAAAGAAUUUCCUACACACCUCCAGCGAGCCCGGUACCAAAUCACACUUCCUCGACACCACUACAUGUCCCAGUGCCUCGAGCGAUAAGGAUGGAGGAAGACAUGAUCAGACUGCCAGCACACCUGCGUGAGUGUCAGUGCGGAGGCAUGCCUCCUUCAGCUGAGGAGGGUGCCGGGCAGGGUUUGCAGCCCGUUUACUGGAGCAGGGAUGAUGUGGCACAGUGGCUCAGAUGGGCAGAGAAGGAGUUUUCCUUGAGGCCGAUUGAGAGCAACACUUUUGAGAUGAAUGGCAAGGCUCUGCUGCUCCUGACCAAAGAGGACUUUCGAUACAGGUCUCCUCAUUCAGGCGAUGUUCUGUAUGAACUCCUUCAGAAUAUCCUGAAGCAAAGGAAAGCUCGUAUGCUGUUCCCACCUUUUUUCCACCCUGGGAACUCAAUCCAUGCUCAGCCAGAGGUCCUAUUACACCAGAACCAUGACGAAGAUAGCUUUGUCCAGAGACCUUCAAGACCAUCCACAGAAACAGUCCACCACAAUACCCCAACCAUUGAACUGUUGCAUCGUUCUAGAUCACCCAUCACCAACAACCACCGUCCAUCACCAGACCCCGAUCAGUGGCCACUGAAGUCCCCUAUGGACAACGCUAUCCGUCGCCUCUCCCCAGCUGACAGGGUGCUAGGGUCAAGGCAUCAGCAAGAGAACAACCACCAGGAGUCCUAUCCUCUCUCAGUGUCCCCAGUAGAGAACAACCACUGCCUGCCUCCUCCUGAGGUGCUCCAGAAGCCCUCGAGCCCUCGCCAGGAGAACACCAGGGUCAUCCAGCUGAUGCCCAGCCCUAUCAUGCAUCCUUUGAUACUGAACCCCAGGCACUCCGAUUUCAAACCUCCAAGGUUGUCUGAGGAUGGGCUGCACAGGGAGGUAAAGCCAAUCAACUUGUCCCACCGAGAAGAGUUAGCUUACAUGAACCACAUCAUGGUGUCUGUAUCCCCUCCUGAGGACCAUGCAAUGCCAAUAGGAAGAAUAGCGGACUGUAGGUUGCUUUGGGAUUAUGUUUAUCAGCUGCUUUCUGACAGCCGGUACGAAAAUUUCAUCCGAUGGGAAGAUAAGGAAUCCAAAAUAUUUCGGAUAGUGGAUCCCAACGGGCUGGCCCGGCUGUGGGGAAACCACAAGAACAGAACAAAUAUGACUUAUGAGAAAAUGUCCAGAGCCCUACGCCACUACUACAAACUAAAUAUUAUCCGGAAGGAGCCAGGACAAAGGCUUUUGUUCAGGUUCAUGAAGACCCCAGAUGAGAUUAUGAGUGGCAGAACAGACCGCCUCGAGCACCUUGAGUCCCAGGAACUGGAUGAACAAACAUACCAAGAAGAUGAGUGCUGAAGGGAACUGGUGCACCGCCUCUGUGUGUCCACGGGAGAAACAUCUGCCUGGAUGGCUGGCACAGUUUGGGAGGGGAAGCAACAACACAGAAGCAGUACUUGCGGUCUCCACUUAGCUUGAAGACCAUGCAGGACCUGAAGCACCUUAACAAAACAAACUAACAGGCAGAAGUGGUGCUGGCAGAAAAGUAAAGGGGAGAAAGCCUGGACUUAUGCACUACUUCACUGUUCCUACAGAGUCUCCCUUGAGUUCUUUCUUUCUUUUUGGUUUCAUUUUUUUUGUUUGUUUUUUUUUUUUUGGAUUUGUUUUUUUUUUCCCCCCCUAAUAAACAUGCAGUUUGAUUUUCCUUAUCUCACAUAGGACAAGACAUCAGAUUAUGCUUUUUUUUUGGGAAGGCUUUCCUAUGGAAAUAGAGCACUCUUAUUUUCUGUGCAAGUCUCAUGAUGUAACACUGCAUAAAACAAUAGCAACACAGGAGGGAUUUGCUCAAGGGUUCCAGUUUGCUUGGAUCAAUGCGACUGGGAAAUGUGUUGAAGCUACCAAAAGAAUUUACCACACACGUCUGUCAAAUGAAGAGGAGUCACCCUUCAUGUAUUGGCUGGGAUAGCAUUCCAGCGUAGUUUGGGCUCAUGAGUCCUGCAAGUGGCUAUUUACUGAGGGCAUAUGGACCAAAACCAAUCACCUAAGUGCUCCAGGGAGGAGAAAAAUAAAUGUGACAAACCUCUGCAAUAGACUGAUGUUGACAUUGUCCCUCCCUCUAGCAAAGAAGUGAUAGAAUGGAGUGGGGGGGAGAGGGGCAGGGAUGAAUAUAAAUAUAUAUGUAUAUAGAGAGAAACAUUUCAUAUAUAUAUAUGUUUAUACGUAAACCCCACAAUAUAUGCACAAAGCAGAAUUUCAGAUCAAAGCCUUUGAUAAAAAAAGCAAAGGCUGAAACAUCUGAAAUUACAAAAGGGAUUUUUUUUUCUUAUACCUGCUAGCAAUUUUGGGGUGAAAGGUGAAGGACUGUUCCUUACAUCUUAAGGACAAUGCAAAGGGACCCAUCAUAUGGUUUGUACUACUCAGAAACUACUCCAGGAUCAUUUUGUGCCACUGGAGAGGUAGAUGAUUCACCAAUCUAAAAAUUGAUGGUAGAGAACUAGAGACCAAAUAGCUGUACUGAUACCUUGGAAUUGAUUUUGGCUUUGUUUGUUUAUGCCUCUCACAACUCUUCCCCACCCCACAGCUUUGCCAUCCAGGAAUCUUGUCUCAGCUUGCCUGUUUUUAACAUGAUUUAAAAGACCAGAAAAAAGAAA
Cygnus atratus (black swan) is the source of this 2978-nucleotide messenger RNA. RefSeq names its product ETS variant transcription factor 6 (gene ETV6). Lineage: Eukaryota; Metazoa; Chordata; Aves; Anseriformes; Anatidae. The record is from RefSeq and is a predicted model, not a curated record. Bases 277 to 1686 code for a protein of 469 amino acids. Gene Ontology annotation, cellular component: nucleus. Gene Ontology annotation, biological process: cell differentiation; regulation of transcription by RNA polymerase II. The transcript is spliced from 8 exons. Gene Ontology annotation, molecular function: DNA-binding transcription factor activity, RNA polymerase II-specific; sequence-specific DNA binding.